Messenger RNA from Puccinia triticina, 1713 nucleotides. RefSeq lists its product as uncharacterized. Gene Ontology annotation, molecular function: protein binding. Bases 1 to 1713 code for a protein of 570 amino acids. The transcript is spliced from 5 exons. The record is from RefSeq and is a predicted model, not a curated record. Lineage: Eukaryota; Fungi; Basidiomycota; Pucciniomycetes; Pucciniales; Pucciniaceae.
AUGUUGUCUCAUCAGGCACCCGUAUUUAUCUUGAUCAAGCAUGCUACCACGACCCGCAAAAUGCAAGGGAACACCAUCACCAUCUCCUCUCAAGCCGAGUGUGAUGAACUUUGGCACGAAAUCUUCUCUGUGGCUGCUAUAUCCUCCCAGGCGGGUGGUGUCAAUCAAACAGGCCGCAGUCUUGAGCUCGCCCUCAUCAAUCACCAAUCAUCUAGUCAAACCUCCAGAAUGUCCUCUCAUCAUGAUCAGGCGCCCUUUUUCAUCAAGAUCAAGUAUGACUCUGCAACCCACAAAUUCCAAGUAAACCAGCCUGUUCCAAUCUGGUUGAAUUUUUCGGCAGCUAUCGCCCAGAGGUUUGGGAUCUCAGAGGAAAAAAGGAUUGGAUUGCGAUAUCUUGACCGCGAGGGGGACACCAUCACCAUCUCUACUCAAGCCGACUGUGAUGAACUUUGGCACAAAGUCCUCUCUGUGGCUGCUACAUCCUCCCAGACAGGUUGUGUCGAUCAAAGAGCCCACAUUCUCGAGCUCGCCCUCAUCAAUUGCCACUCAUCUCAAGCUCAACCCUCUCCCGCAUUCAAAUCAGACGUUGAAGAUCACAUCAUACACUUUUGGAAGGAUCUGCCAGCGGCCAAAUUGGGUGGCGAGGGCGAGGGGCAAUAUCUGGACCUCAAAAAUUCAUAUGUUCUCGGAAACCCAGAGCUUGGUCACCGCUUCCUCGUGCGCGCAGUUUACAAAGAGCUCCAUGAACAUUUUGAUCGCCACGAACAUCGUGGUUGCAAAACUGCCAAAUCUAAAUGGAUCGUUACCGGUACUCCUGGGGUCGGAAAGACAUUUUUUGCUGCUUACUACAUGUGGGUUGCUGCAUGCCAGAAAAAAAAUGUGGUGUGGGAGCCUUUCGAAGAUUCACAGAAAGAUCGAUCAACCUAUUUGAUGACAUCGGACGGCGUUGAGCGCGUAAAUUAUGGCAGUCGUCAGCUUGUCAAGGCUUUCCAGGACUCCGAAACAGUAUAUAUUGUUGAUGGCCAACCUCCACUCCUGCGCCCCGUCUGGACUCUCCUCGUCACGUCUCCACAGUACCGAAAUUACAAAAACCUUCUCAAACAAUCAAAGUCAGAUUUAUUGUAUAUGCCACCUUGGAGCCAAAAGGAAUUGCAACUUUGCAAAGAAAUUCUCUAUCCAGGUGAAAAAGAAUUACCCACAACGCUCAUGGGCCAGCUUUUCGAGUGGUACGGUGGUGUGCCGCGAUACGUUCUAGAAAUUCCGUCGACUGAAUUCAAAUUCAGUGAUCGCAACGAGAAGGAUGUGGUGCGAAAGCUUGUCGCCAAUCUAAAAUACGCCAUCGGCAAAGUUUCAUUGACCGGUCUUAUAAAAGCGCAUCAGGCCAGACACCGUGAUGGAGAGUUCUUGCAUCGUGUUCUACACCUAUGUAGGCACCCUAGCGGAAGCCUUGAUCAGAUUCACUUGGCGUGGGCGUCACCCUCAGUCGAGAGAGAAGUGGUCGAACAAUUCUCAAAGGAAAUUCGCACUGACAUGAAGCACUUCCUUCGAUCCUCUAACGACGCCUCCCCUAGCAAUUUGCGCGGACUGAUUUUUGAGACAUACGCUCACAUCAUGUUGGAAGAUGGCGGAAUUUUUCAAGCCCGGCGACUUUGCAAAGGCGAUCCGACCAGCAACCAGAACGUCAAGGUAGAGUUUCUCCCAGCCAAGGUUUGA